Rhodotorula toruloides NP11 is the source of this 3258-nucleotide messenger RNA. Its product is annotated as ATP-dependent DNA helicase. Gene Ontology annotation, cellular component: nucleus. The record is from RefSeq and is a predicted model, not a curated record. Gene Ontology annotation, biological process: recombinational repair. Gene Ontology annotation, molecular function: DNA binding; hydrolase activity; ATP binding. Bases 1 to 3258 code for a protein of 1085 amino acids. NCBI's taxonomy places the organism in Eukaryota, Fungi, Basidiomycota, Microbotryomycetes, Sporidiobolales, Sporidiobolaceae. The transcript is spliced from 19 exons.
AUGGAGCCGUCCGACGACUUGAGCGACUCCGAGUACCUGCCAGUAACGGACAAUGAACCGUCAAAUACGAAUGAAGUCGCCCAACAACCCGCACGACCCGCCGAACGCGCGACAGACGGCCUCAAGCAGUCGACCCUCUCCUUCGGCCGCCCUUCGCCGUCCGAAUACCUCGCCAAACUAAAUCCGGCGCAGAGGGAGGCUGUCACGGCAAGCGCAGAAGGCGGUCUGGCGAUUCAUGCGGGUCCCGGAAGCGGGAAGACGGCGGUAUUGACGACGAGGGUCGCUUACCUGGUGCAGAAGGGCGGCAUCAAGCCAGAGGAGCUUGUCGUCGUCACGUUCACUAACAAGGCCGCGAACGAGAUGAAGGUCCGAUUGAGCAAGAUCGUCGGCGCCGAGACGGUCGACAAACUUGUGAUGGGGACGUUCCAUUCCGUUUGCGUGCGAUACCUGCGAAAGUACGCCAAGCUCGUCAAUCUUGCUUCCAACUUCCUGAUCACGGACCGGGACGACUGCCUUGGCAUCAUCAAGCGACUCCUCCAAGCCCUGCCCGUUCCCGCCAACCUCAAGCGCGAGAUGAAGCCUCAGACGUGGCUCGAGAGCAUCUCGAAGUGCAAGAGCAGGAUGAUGUCGCCCGAUCAGUACAGGGCGGACAGGAGCGCAGCGGUCGAUCAGGAGAAGAUCGAAUGGGUAGCGAGGAUGUACGAGGCCUACGAGGAUGCGCUCGCCAGCGGCAAUGCGCUUGACUUCGACGACUUGCUUGUGCGAGGCUACCAACUCUUCCGCAACCACCCACGCGUCAUCGCCAAGAUCAAGUCGGUGCUCAUCGACGAGUUCCAGGACACCAAUUCGGUGCAGUACGACAUCGUGAAGCUGAUUGCGGCGCCCUCUGGCUCUUUGACCGUUGUUGGCGAUCCGGACCAGUCGAUCUACGGAUGGCGCAAUGCCGAGAUCGAGAACCUCGAGAAAAUGCUCAAGGACUUCCACCCUGUCCGGCAGAUCUUCCUCAAGGAAAACUACCGCUCCACAGGCGCGAUCCUCGGUGCUGCUCUCGCCGUCGUACGGCAAGAUACCAAGCGCAUCAACAAGUCUCUCACGACCUCGCAUCCUGCCGGCUCCUCUGUCGUCUUGCAUCCCGCUCCGAGUGCCCAGGACGAAGCCGCCUUUGUCGCCUCAACCAUUAAGCACCUCGUUGCUCAUCUCGGAGGGCUGGUCGGGUACAACGACUUUGCCGUCCUGCUUCGCUACGGCGCUUUGUCCCGCAACAUCGAAGUCGCGCUGCAAAAGGCGGGUAUCCCAAGUCGCAUGGUCGGCGGCCACAAAUUCUUCGAGCGCAUCGAGAUCAAGGACAUGCUGUGCUACCUUCAGCUUCUCUCGAACCCGUCCUACUCGCCCGCCCUCAUGCGCGUCAUCAACGUCCCUCGCCGCGCCAUCGGCGACAAGACCAUCCGCGAAAUCGUCGCUACCGCCGAGAAGAAGAAGAUCUCGCCGUUUGAGGUGUGCGUCAAGAUUGCAAAGGGGCAGAGUAUCGUGCAGGGUAUGACGACUGCGCAGAGGAAGGGCAUUAGGACUCUGGUCGAGCUCGUGCGAGAUGGGCGAACGAAGGCGGACGAGGGCGUCGAUGUUGCGAGCUUGAUCGACCUGAUAGUCGACCGCGUCGGUUACAGGGCGCACCUCGAGAAGCAGCACUCGCACGACGCGGCUGAGCGAUGGGAGAACGUGGAGGAGCUCAAGGCGUACGCCACCGUCGUCGCGCAGGAGAACCCCUCGACGGCCGAUCUCGCCACCGCAGCGGACCCAGAAGAGGGCGACUCGCAGUUUGAGGAGGUCGCGAUUCUCCCGAAGAACGGCUCGCUCAGCAUCGAGGACGAUGAUUCGGACAUCGAGAUUGUCGACUCUCCGAAGCCCAAGUCGAGGGGGAGGAAAGGCAGCGAGGAGACAGAAAAGCUCGAGGUCCCACUAAGCUCACAAGCAGCCGUGGAAGGAGCGGCGACCCCUCUGGAGAUCUUCCUCGCCACUUCGAUGCUCGCCACCGACACGGAGACGCAGGCCGCGAAGGGCGAUGCGAAGCUCGAGAAGGUCACGAUCUCGACUUGCCACGCCGCGAAGGGACUCGAAUGGCCUGUCGUCUUCAUCCCGGCGUGCGAGGAUGGCACUUACCCCUUCUUCCGCUCGACCGAUGCGAACGAGGUUGACGAGGAGAGGCGCUUGCUCUACGUCGCCAUCACCCGCGCGCAGAGCUUCUGCUUCCUCUCUUACGCUGCGCAGCGGAUGGCCGGAGCCGAGAUGAAGCAGAAGAAGCCUUCGCCUUUCAUCGCCACCGCCUCGCAGACCUACCCGUCGCUCUUCGUUAAGAAACUGCAGAAGGUGACGCCGAAGCUGCGUGGCGAAGUCGCCAAGGUGCUUGGCAGGACAGCGCCGAGCGAGGAGGUCGCGAAGAGAAUGAUCGACGAGUACCUCGCAACGAUGCCGGUCGACCCGCCUGUCUGGGACGUCGCCUCGCAACCUACCGGCUCGCGCGACUACGGCAGCUUCGGUUCGUCGAGCGGGCGGUACGGCGGCUUCGGGUCGCAGGGUCGCUACGGCGGGACGUUUGGCUCGAGCCAGGGGCAAAGCCAGGGUCGAUGGAGCACGCCUGUAGUGCCGCAGUCUCAGGCGGUGCCUCCCGGCCAAGGCGGCUUCCGCUCGGCCCUCUCGACGUUCAAGAGUGUUGCUGGCGGCGCAGGAGCAGGCGUCAAUCUGACAACGGCAGGCUUUGCUCCGGCCUCGUCAUCGCUGUCGAGCAAAAGCGGCGGGUUCACCGCUCCUCGACCGGCCGGUUCCGCCGCUCCGUUCAAGCCGCCGACUGUCGCUCCUUCAGCCGCGCCACGCCUCCCUCCGACCUCUCUCGCCGCCUCCGUCGGCGCGCUCGCCCCGCUGCCGCCCAAGCCUCCGGUCGAUGGCGCGCCUGGAGUCGUUGAGACCCGCGCGUCGAGGAUCAGCGACGUCGUCCUCGUCAACCCGAAGCUCGCGCCAGCUUCGCUCACGACCGGAGGCGGGCGCGAUUUGCUGGCGAGCUUCCAGAAGGGCGCUGAUGACGAGCUCGAGGCGUUCAAGCGGUUCGCGGGCGAAAGCGAGGAGGACGGUACGGAAGUCGCGCAGGAGUCCGCUGUUGGGGUCCAGUCGGGGGCUCCGAUGUCCCCGAAGGCGAAGAAGAAGCGGAGCGCCGCGUCGUCGGGGGGUGCAGCGACCAAGGCGGGCGGCAAGAAGGCGAAGCGGUGA